Messenger RNA from Serendipita indica DSM 11827, 2388 nucleotides. NCBI's taxonomy places the organism in Eukaryota, Fungi, Basidiomycota, Agaricomycetes, Sebacinales, Serendipitaceae. The record is from the annotation of a GenBank genome assembly.
AUGUCUCGUACUCCCCAGCCAUGGAUGGUGACAGUCGUGUCCUCUUCAUCUCUCGACACGGAUCCUUCGUUCCUCAUCACAUUCGCUGAUGCGAAAUACCUGUUCAAUUGCCCGACGAAUUCGACGAGAAUGAUGCUCAAGGGAAAGUUUGGCCUCAGCAAGUUUCGAGCUAUCUUUCUCUCAAGGAUAGCGACGGAGUGUUCUGCCGGAUUCCCAGGAUUCACGAUGACUCUUGCCGAUAGCGGGACUAAAGAACUGGAGGUCCAUGGGCCUCCUGGACUCUCCCACUUUGUUGCAUCGACCAGAUUCUACUUGCAAAGGGAUAACCUCAAGGGCCACAUAAAGGAAACGAAUACUGCAACCGAUAAUCCAGUCUAUAAAGAUGAAAAUCUAACCGUGAUCGCAAUUCCAGUCACAGUCGAUGGGUCGUCGUUGUCCGUGCCAAGCUCGCCUGCAUCACUGAAGAGGAAACGAUCAGAUUCGCCAGAGGGUACCCCUGCAUCCAAACGGUCUAGCAUCGAUAACCGUGCGGAGGCGCGCAGACCUUCACCAAACCUGGAGAUUAAAGCUCUUCGCAACGAUCCAGCAGCAUGGCGAGAUUUUGUGAUCAGUCGUAUACUUCCGGGGUCUCAAGGUACAUCGUUAUAUCGCGAAAAGCAGGCGACUAUCCAAGAGAUUAAGAAACGGCUCCCGACUUGGACUCAUAGAAGAGUGGUCAAUAGCUAUCUGAUCAUCGGCCCAGAGUUUCGCGGGAAGUUUAAUGUCAAGCUCGCAGAGGCUUUGGGCGUCCCACCUGGACCAAACCGCGCCAAACUGACGAGGGGAGAGUCAGUCACGCUGAGCGACGGCAGAGUUAUAACACCAGACAUGGUCAUUGGCGAAUCGAGUCGAGCAGCUAGUCUACUUGUUGUAGACUGUCCUGGAACCGACUACAUUGAACCCUUUAUUCAGUCGAAACAGAUUCAAAACAUUCGAAGCAAUGGACAAAACCAGCUUCACUGUGUUUUUCAUAUGGCCCCUUUGGAGGUCUUACAAGACACGCGGUAUGCGGAUUGGAUCAAAUCACUCGGCCCAGAAGUACAUCAUAUCAUAUCGAACCAUGACAUUUGUUCCAACGCCGUCAACUUUGUAGGAUCUGCAGCUAUGCAGGACCGGCUCAGUGAACUUGACAAAGAACUCUUCCGUGUUCCCUACUCAGACAAAGUAGACGGUGCUCUGCUACUAUCUAAGCUAGACCUCGGGCCAAACGUUCAUAUCGCUAGGAAUCAAGUAAUCGGAAUGCGACCCCUGACAUCACCAGUCGCGCCAUACGAGGAAGGGUUAGACCUAGCGGAAGCGAUAGCUUCGUUACCCAAGGCAACCGACAAGACCUUGUUCGAGGGUGUCAGAGAAAAAAUUCUUGCAGAAAUCCCCAGCACAAUACCUUGCCCAGGAGAUGAUGUUACAUUGACCUUUCUGGGAACUGGAAGUGCAGUACCAGGAAAGUAUAGAAACGUGAGUGGCGCGCUCGUGACAAUUCCAGGCCACGGAAAUGUGCUGCUUGAUUGCGGCGAAGGAACACUGGGCCAACUGCGGCGACAUUUUGGAACGGAUGUCAACGACGUUCUGCGCAACAUUAAAUGCAUCUUUAUCUCUCAUAUUCAUGCCGAUCAUCACAUGGGUAUCUGCCAGUUGCUCCUGGAGAGGCGCAAGCUUUCAUCCCCCAAAAUUCCGGACCUAUUUGUCAUAUGUACUUGGACCACGAUGGUCUACAUUCAGGAGUACUCGGAGAUCGAAGAUAUUGGGCUUGACGCUGUUCGGUUUCUUCUCGCCCCAGAGAUAGAAUAUCGAAAGAUUAGCAAUACGGCGACACUCGACACGGUCUUGACUAUCAACGAGCUACGAGCAACUUUGGGAUUAGGCUCGGUGCAAACUGCAGCUGUAAUUCAUCGCACACCAGCCUUUGGACUUGUCUUACGGCAUAAAGAUGGGUGGAGUCUUACGUACUCAGGUGAUACAACGCCUUGUCAAAAUCUCGCCGAUGCUGGGAAAGGAUCCACUCUUCUCAUUCAUGAAGCUACCAUGAGUGAUGAACAGGAGGAAAUGGCAGAACAAAAGGGUCACAGCACAGUUGGGCAGGCAUGCGAGAUUGCAAAGAGGAUGGAAGCCAAAAAGCUUAUACUUACUCAUUUCUCCUCGCGCUAUCCAAAGCUUCCUGUGCUUGGAAAUAACGCUCGAGACGGCAAAACACGGAGUGACGCAGUCACAUCGCCAGAAGUAUUUGUUGCCUUUGAUUUCCUACACAUUCGACUGGGCGAUAUGGCAAGAGCUGAGAGAUACAUUCCGAAUCUCGAAGUUGCUUUCUCAGAAAUUCAGGAUGAUGAGGAGCUUCCCUCACACGAUGAUUGA